UUGCUGAUCUGGUGGGUCUUCCUGCUGGCGGGGCGCUGCUCUUCCGCUUCUCGUUCCUGCUCUACCUGGCCAUCACCUUCAUCGCCUACGUGCCCGCCGUCACCGGCAACAUCAAGAGCAUGGCCAGGUCCAUCCCGCAGAUCUACUCGGCGUGGGCCUUCGUCAAGGGCCUCCUCUUCCGGUCCCAACAGAACAAGAAGAAGACCCAAUGAAUCCACCUUGAACUUGAAUGCCUUAAGGGAGCAGUUCGCUCUGAUAAUCGCCAAAAAUAAAGGACCGUGGCUGGCCUGCCUCGCCAUCGGCGUUUGA
Acanthamoeba castellanii str. Neff is the source of this 309-nucleotide messenger RNA. RefSeq lists its product as uncharacterized. The record is from RefSeq and is a predicted model, not a curated record. The transcript has a single exon. The annotation marks the transcript as partial. NCBI's taxonomy places the organism in Eukaryota, Discosea, Longamoebia, Acanthamoebidae.